AUGCCACGUAAGCUACGUAAGAAUAUACGUAAGAGGAAGGGAGCAUUGAAACAUCCAAUAGUAAAACUGACACCACAACAACAGUUGCAACAACAAAUUAUGAAUGACCCCACUAUGUUGCAACAAAUGUCAAGCAACCCUAUGCUUUUAAACCGAGUUAUUGGUGCACAGAGUGGAGGUUUAAGAGCGGCACUUUUAGCGAAAAUGGCAGGCUAUGGUGGAGCUGCAGACGGAACAGCUUAUAACCCUCAAAGUCAAAUGAAUUUGAGUUCACUCAAAAAUCAAAUAACAGAUGUCAAAAAGUCAAACAUAGACAUACAGAAACAAAUAAGUGAAAACGAAAAGAAACUAGAAUAUGACAGACACACAAAGAAACUCAAUGAGUUAAACGUAGAGAAAAAGAAGAAAGAAGAACAACUGAAAGAACUAAGUACAGAGGAAUAUGCGAAAAAAGUGUCAGAAAAAGCAGCAGAAGUAGCAAAAAUGGAACAAGAUGUUAUAAAUUUGAAAAACCAUACUACUCAAUAUAAAGUACUGAAAGAUGAAGAAAUAAAACAAAAAGCCCUGAAGACAUAUAUGGAUAGCGAUGA
Messenger RNA from Trichomonas vaginalis G3, 590 nucleotides. RefSeq names its product protein of unknown function, DUF4106 family. Lineage: Eukaryota; Parabasalia; Trichomonadida; Trichomonadidae. The transcript has a single exon. The annotation marks the transcript as partial. The record is from RefSeq and is a predicted model, not a curated record.